Molecule: messenger RNA, 1684 nt
Organism: Quercus lobata
Lineage: Eukaryota; Viridiplantae; Streptophyta; Magnoliopsida; Fagales; Fagaceae
Product: transcription factor bHLH25-like
Exons: 4
Coding region: 137-1213 (358 amino acids)
Molecular function (GO): protein dimerization activity
Source: RefSeq, a predicted model, not a curated record
UACACCUGCAUUUAUUAAGAUCCUAGUAUCUGAAAACCCUUUUUUGUUUUUCCAUUCAAGGACUUGCUGUGUUCAGAUCUAAGAAAAUUGCGCCUUGCCUCAUCCUUGGAAUAUCAACCCUAUUUGAGUCGCGUCAAUGGAGAUUUCAUCAGCGAAAUGGCUAUCAGAGUUGGGAAUGGAUGAAUACAACUACAUCCACCAAUCCCACAUGAACACUCUUGAUGGUUUUACCACACAUGACAUGGCCACUGCAAUGGUAGAGAACUUUCAACAAUCACUCUCUUCUGAAAGCUAUUCUUCUUAUCCCACCUUCACAGAAAAGGCCACCACCACCUUAAGUAAUACUUCAGCUGAAACAUUUCAGAGGCCUGCCAAGCAGCCAAAGACUAACAGUUGGGACUCUUGCAUCACAGACCAUGUUUCGCCAAAACCUUCUUCCUCCUCCCACAUUCUUUCAUUUGAGAAUUCAAUUUCAAUGCUAACGAACCCUCAAGAGUUCUACGGAAGUCAUGACGACUCCUUGAAGCUAAACAACGAGAUGGUUUCCCAAGCAAAUAUACACUUCCCACCUUUGAUUUCCAAGGAUUCCUUUGAGAUCCAAGACUAUGCACCAAAAGCCAGCCUGCAAGGGAUUAAGAGGACCUACUCAUCAAUGACCAGAAAUCCUUCAAACGCUCAAGAUCAUAUUAUUGCGGAGAGGAGGCGUAGAGAAAAGCUCGGUGAACGGUUCAUAGCUCUUUCAGCCAUUGUUCCUGGCCUAAAAAAGAUGGACAAAGCUUCUGUCCUUGGAGAAGCUAUCAACUACGUGAAAGAGCUUCAAGAGCGCAUAAAAUUGUUCGAGGAACAGACCAAGAAAAGAACUGUGGAAUCUGUGGUUUUUGUGAAGAAGUCUCAGCUCUCAGCUGAUGAUGACACCUCUUCGUGUAACGAGAACUCUGAUAACUACUCUGAUGAAGAACUCCUUGAGAUCGAAGCAAGAAUUUCAGAAAAGGAUGUACUUAUCAGAAUCCACUGCGAGAAACAAAAAGGAGCUAUUGUGAAAAUACUAAGCGAAAUAGAGAAGCUUCAUCUAAUUGUUGUCAAUAGCAGUGUCUUGCCUUUUGGGAAUUCCACUAUUGACAUAACCAUUAUUGCUCAGAAGGGCAAUGAAUUCAAUAUGACAACAAAGGAUCUAGUGAAAACUCUACGGGUGGCUUUAUUGAAAGAAAUGUAAAUCCAACAUGCUACACCAAGAUCAUUCAGUUCGUGUAUGAAGACCUUAUUCUUUCAAUCUGUACAUCAAGAGAACUUAAUUUAGAAGAUCAUCCAUAUUUUUUGUUUCUCAGACCUAAAUCUCAAGAGAAGCCACUGCUUGCAACCUCUACUUUUUUCUCCACUUGUUUUUGGGACCGUUCGCUAUUACUAAAGCUUGUUUUCUCAUCAAGAGGGUUCUGUACUUCUGUUCUGUUGGAGGGGUUUUUCUUGUUCUUGAUUUUUGCGCGGUUGACUUGUUGACCACGUUGAAUUACGCAACUCACUCGUCUUGAAAGAAUUAAACCUCAUGGCUAUUCCGCUAUAAUUUAUUAUAACUAGGGUUUUUUGAGAGGUCUGAGCUUUCAUGUGGCUUAUAAAGUUAUAAUAGUCAUAAUGAAAUCUUUUUCUUAUCUCUUUGUUUUCACGUGGUGCUUUUUGAGAAGGUAAAACA